Molecule: messenger RNA, 3180 nt
Organism: Ailuropoda melanoleuca (giant panda)
Lineage: Eukaryota; Metazoa; Chordata; Mammalia; Carnivora; Ursidae
Gene: ALG2
Product: ALG2 alpha-1,3/1,6-mannosyltransferase
Exons: 2
Coding region: 120-1370 (416 amino acids)
Biological process (GO): dolichol-linked oligosaccharide biosynthetic process
Cellular component (GO): endomembrane system
Molecular function (GO): GDP-Man:Man(1)GlcNAc(2)-PP-Dol alpha-1,3-mannosyltransferase activity
Source: RefSeq, a predicted model, not a curated record
GGCCUAACUGACGCCUGCGCCGCGAGGCGUGGUCGGCCCCGCAGAGGCCCGCUGGGAGCAGGGAAGGAGCAUGCGCGGAAGCCCGGUAAGGCGGGGGGCGCUGGCUGGGCUUCCCGACCAUGGCGAAGAAGCGGGGCCAAGACGAAGCCCCUGGUCCCAACCCGUCGGUGCUGUUUCUGCACCCGGACCUGGGCGUGGGCGGCGCCGAGCGGCUGGUGCUGGACGCGGCGCUGGCGCUGCAGGCGCGCGGAUGUAGCGUCAAGGUCUGGACGGCGCACUACGAUCCCGGCCACAGCUUCGCGGACAGCCGCGAGCUGCAGGUGCGCUGCGCCGGGGACUGGCUCCCGCGCAGCCUGGGCUGGGGCGGCCGCGGCGCCGCGGUUUGCGCCUACGUGCGCAUGAUCUUCCUGGCGCUGUACGUGCUGUUCCUCGGCGACGAGGAGUUCGACGUGGUCGUGUGCGACCAGGUGUCUGCCUGCAUCCCAGUGCUCAAGCUGGCCAGACGGCGCAAGAAGAUCCUGUUUUAUUGCCACUUCCCAGAUCUGCUUCUCACCAGGAGAGACUCUUUGCUGAAGCGCUUCUACAGGGCCCCCAUUGACUGGGUAGAGGAGUACACCACUGGCAUGGCGGACUGCAUCCUAGUCAACAGCCGGUUUACAGCUGCCGUUUUUAAGGAAACCUUCAAGUCACUGUCUCACAUAGACCCCGAUGUCCUCUACCCAUCUCUGAAUGUCACCAGCUUUGACUCUGCUAUUCCCGAAAAGCUCGAUGACCUCGUCCCCAAGGGGAAGAAAUUCCUGUUCCUCUCCAUCAACAGAUACGAAAGGAAGAAAGAGCUGACUUUGGCCCUGGAAGCCCUAGUAAAACUGCGUGGAAGAUUGACAUCCCAAGAUUGGGACAAAGUUCAUCUGAUCAUGGCAGGUGGUUACGACGAAAGAGUCCUGGAGAAUGUGGAACACUAUCAGGAAUUGAAGGAAAUGGUCCAGCGGUCUGACCUUGGACAGUGUGUGACCUUCCUGCGGUCUUUCUCAGACACACAGAAAAUCGCACUUCUCCACGGCUGUACCUGUGUGCUUUACACACCAAGCAAUGAACAUUUCGGCAUCGUCCCUUUGGAGGCCAUGUACAUGCAGUGCCCAGUCAUCGCAGUUAAUUCGGGUGGGCCCUUAGAGUCGGUCGUCCAUGGUGUCACAGGGUUUCUGUGUGAGCCUGACCCGGUGCACUUCUCAGAAGCGAUGGAAAAGUUCAUCCAUGAACCUUCCUUAAAAGCCACAAUGGGACUGGCUGGGAGAGCCAGGGUGAAGGAGAAGUUUUCCUCUGCAGCUUUUACAGAACAGCUCUACCAGUGUGUCACCAAACUGCUGGUAUAAUCAGAUUUUUUUAAAGGCCUUUAUACUGUAUUCAUUAGUAUCAUUUUUUGUAGAUUGUAGACUCACUUUUGAAACCGAAAAAGAAACCUAGAGUCCAUUGCAGAAGCGAUUAAAAGAAAAAUACACUUGAACCUUGAACCUGAGCCACUUUCCUAUGCAGCACGCCUUCCUAUCUACUUUUUCAGAAAAAACGAAGUAUCUUUCAUGCUAUAAUUAUUCCAUAUCUUACCAUUGUUAAGAUAUAAAAGUGGUACAAUUCCACAUUCAUCAAAAAAUUUCAGUUAUAUUUUCUCUAGAUUGUUGUUUUGCCUAUAAAUUUCGAGUCAUAGUGUGGCUUACUUAGCACACUGUAGUUUAAGCAUAUCAUCAUUAAAGUCAAUUAAUUUGGGUUCAUAGCAUAAUGAGAACAGGGUCACUGUAGGGGCGCCUGGGUGAUUCGUCAGUUAGGCGUCUGCCCUCAGCUCAGGUCAUGAUCCCAGGGUCCUGGGAUUGAGCCCCACAUUGGGCUCCCUGCUUAGUGGGGAGUCUGCUUCUCCCUCCCCCUUUGUCCCUACCCUCUGCUGGUGCACUCGCUCACUCUCUUAAGUGAAUAAAUAAUCAUAAAAAGAACAGGGUCACCAUAGUUCCCAAAAUCAAUGCACGUAAGCAUUCACUAUCCUCUGUUAGGAAAUUUUUGUUAGUCAUACCUUUGCCUGGAUCCAUAGGAAGAAUGUUCUGCACUUUUUUUACAAAGAUGAUUUAUUAUAUUUUUGCACACUGAGAUGUGACAAUAAAAUAUGUUUAUCAUAGGAAAAGAAAGCAUACUAGAUUUGGGCCUCUGUGAUCUGUUUGGUAUUGUUAGCAGUGUGGACAGCCAAGCCUGAAGUCUGAAACUAGAGUAAACUGGAUGUUGCCAUAAAGGGACCUCAUCAGUCGGGUGUGCAUCUUACGUAUGUCUGCUUUCUUCAUGUCUCUGAGUCAUUGGCUUUGUUAACACUGGUGUUGUGUCAAGUAAGCUCCUACUAAGCGUAAUACACACUUGCUUUGUGUCCCUCAAGUCCUGCUUCAGAUGCCAUGGCUGUGAAGCUUUCCUUGACCGUCCUCCCACCUCCCUCCUCCCAUCCUGGCCUUCCUUAUCCAUGGACCCUAGCCCUUUUGUGGCGCAGACCAGUCUUACAGUUCCUUACUUACCUGUUGGCCUAAGUACAAAGAAACAAAAAGCACUUUUCAACAUAUCUUUAUAGCUAAAUUCUUUUUUUUUCUACCUUUUUUUUUUAUUCCAGCCCAGCAUGGGGCUUGAACUCACGAUCCCAAGAUCACAGGUCCCAUGCUCUACCAACUGAUCCAGUCAGGUGCCCCAAAAGCUAAAUUCAUUUUUAAAAAAGAGCAACGAUCGGUAGCCAAAGGCUCCACAUGCAUCAAUUCUAAGAGUAUAGGCCUGGGAGCCCAACAGCCUGUGUGACCUUGGACAAAUUACUUCAUUUCUGUGCCUCAGCUUCUCCAUCUGCUGUAAUAUUUUACAUUCUUCAUAGAGUAGUUACGGCAGAUUACCAUAAUAUAUGUGAAGUGCUUAAAAACAGUACUUGGCACAUGGUAUGGGCUAUGUAAAUGUUAGCCUUGUAAUCUGGGGAUACUGAAAACCUGUAGAAGUCCCAUGUGGGUUCGUGCUGCAUUACCAUAUUGUUCUUUGGGGUUUUUUAUAGAAUGCAAUUUCAGGUUGUAAUUUAUCACAUUAGUCUGUAUCAAAGAAGUAUUGUAAUGAAAUGACUGUAUCAAAAAGGAGUUCUUUAAAACGAGAGUCAAAUAUAUUAAGUCUUCUAGGGAAUGAAAA